AUGUUCAUUGAUGCAACGCAAGCAGAAUUAAUCAAUCGUCAAAUCAUGUGUAAUCCACAUUGGGCUUCCGUAAUUUUGAAAGAAGGUGGUAAGGUGUGUCAACGAUGUUAUGAAUCUUUAUCAAAUGUCUUAGAUGAUUCAUUCGAUUUGGAAGCUAUGGAUAUAGCAUUUGAAGAUGAAAUGGAGAAAAUUGAUUCACCAUAUCGUGAAGAAAGUAUUUUUGCAAAACAAUCAGCAAAAGAAGAACUCAAUGCUGUUUUUCAGUUACUUAAUAUGGAAAAAAUACGUGAUGAUCGUCGAUUCAAGAAGAUCCGAGAACAAAUCGACAAUGUCUAUCGACAUCUUAAGCAUUUAUGCGACGUAUUAGAACAGAAUGAUGAUAAUGAAGUUCACGAUCUGAAUCCUGAUUCAAUUCGCAUCGAUGAAUCAAAUGAACUUUUACAUGUCAUGAAGGAGCUUUUCAAGCAAAGUACAUACGAAGAACAAGUUCGUUUAAUGAUGAUCGCACCAGAGAGCUGGGGACGUACUGCAUUAUCGCAAUGGUUUGGAGCACGUGAUCAUCAAGCUCGACAAUCUAUUUUACUUCGUCUAGAUAAAGGUGUUUUGGCGUUUCCGGAAUAUACUCGUGGAAAUAAGUUCCUCGAUGAUGACACAAUUCAAUCUGUGGUACAAUUUUAUUUACAAGAUGAUGUAAGUCGUGCUUCAUCUAAUACCAAGGAUGUACUCAAGAUAAAGAAUCAACUUGUACCUGUUCGAUUCAUGGCAAUGCCGAUCCGAGAAGGCUUGAGAAAAUUUUAUAGCGAUCAUCCAACAGCCAGAGUUGGAAAAUCAUGUUUUUAUUCUCUGAAACCUCGUCAAGUCAAAAUAUCUUGCCCUCAUGAAACGUGCAUGUGUCAAACACAUGAGAACAUGAGUCUUCUAUUGCAGGCGUUUAACAAUUACCUCAAAACGAAGCCACUUGCGAGCGCACAAUUUACGAAAAUUACUGUAUCCGAUUUGAUUGACUUGGUAGUUUGUAAUACACCUAUCGAAGAUUGUUUCUUAGGCGAUUGUGCACAGUGUAACAGCAUAACUCCUUCAUCAAUUCUUGGACAUCAAUUGGAUACUAGUGAUGAAGAUGACAAAUGUUCGCGGUCCGUAUGGAAACCAAUAGAUAAAAAAGUUGAUUUACAUCAAAUACGUGGAACAAUUACAUCUCUAUUUUAUGAAAUUGAUGAAAAUUGGUCCGCAUUUUUAUAA
Messenger RNA from Rotaria socialis, 1239 nucleotides. The record is from the annotation of a GenBank genome assembly. NCBI's taxonomy places the organism in Eukaryota, Metazoa, Rotifera, Eurotatoria, Philodinida, Philodinidae.